AGUACAUACACGGUACAAAAUGGUAUUAAGGUUCAUCCUCCGGUAUUUGGCCAACAAUGAGCAAUUAGUUAACAAGUUAGCUGAUUCAAAACCAAUGAGAAGAGCAGCGCAAAUGGUAGUUUACUUAUUAAGUAGAACUAGUUCUUUUAGUGGCUCACAUCAACUACCUACCAACAGUAAAGAAUUUUCUCAACAAAUAUUUUCGGCUGCAAAAAGAUUUUCUACAGACUUUCAAAAAGAAUUGAAAUCAGCUCAGGAAGAAAUAAAAAGAAAGCAAUCAAAAUAAAUUCGCAACAGAGACUACAACGCAAGAUCUCAAUUGUUAAAAAAUUGGUUAUAACAAAAAUAGAGUAUUUUUUGUGAAAAAUACUUUUUUUUUUUAAUUACGUACCCAAACUCCUUUUUAUAAUAUUUUUUUCUUUUUCAAAUAAAAAUGAUUAAUCUACCCUUAUAAAACAGCAUUGUGUUACACACACAUACUUCCUGUGUAUAUAUUUAAUUCUUUCCACCUGUGUGGGAGUUUCAAAAUGUUGAAUAAUAAUUUCAUGAUGUAACUACGUCUAUUGGUCAAUAAGAAUUUAUAUAUUUUCUUCUCAGAACAAAUAAAGGUAUUCUAAACAUUA
Messenger RNA from Copidosoma floridanum, 623 nucleotides. RefSeq lists its product as uncharacterized. The record is from RefSeq and is a predicted model, not a curated record. NCBI's taxonomy places the organism in Eukaryota, Metazoa, Arthropoda, Insecta, Hymenoptera, Encyrtidae.